AUGGCCAGCCUAUCCUCGGGCCUUGCAGUCGUCUACCCUGCGGAUGAGGGAAGCGGCAAGCUCAGGGGCAUUGCACCCUUGAGACGAGGUCCUCCCAACGAGAAUCACCAUCGAACACCUUCAUCACCACAGUUCCAGGAGCAACCCGCCUCUACUGACCGCGCUCCCUCAAUUCAGGAUGAACAUCUCAAUUACGCCCCCGAGCCCGACCCGCCUCUCCCUUCCAACCCCGCUACCGCCAUCCCAAAACUUUCAGGCACAAGCAUUACCCUCACAAUGACAUCCCUCUGCCUCUCAGCAACCCUCUCCGCCCUCGACAUGACAAUCGUCACCACCGCCGUCCCCAACAUCGUCGCUUCCCUCGACUCCGUCGCCGGCUACAUCUGGGUCGGCUCCGCCUUCAUCCUCGGCUUCACGGCCGUCACUCCCGUCUGGGGCUCCGUCGCCGACCUCUGGGGCCGGAAACCUAUUAUACUGCUCGCAUUGACCAUAUUCCUCGCGGGAAGCCUGCUGUGCGCGCUGGCGCCGCACAUGGAUGCGCUGAUUGCCGGUCGCGCGGUCCAAGGGGUUGGGGCGUCGGGGAUGGGGGUUAUGGUGAAUACCAUCAUCUGCGACUUGUUCUCGUUGAGGGAUAGGGGACUUUAUCUUGCUGUUACAUCUGUUAUUUGGGCUGUUGGGAGUGCGAUUGGGCCGGUGCUCGGGGCCGGCCUCAAAGCCAUAGACUGGACAGGAAGCGCCCUUUGUAUGGGCGGAGCUCUCAUGGUCCUCCUCGCCCUCGACUUCGGCGACGUGGUACACCCAUGGUCCUCCGCGACCGUAAUCUGCCUCAUUGUCUUCGGCGCCGUCGUCAUUGGCAUCUUCCUCGUAAACGAGUGGAAAUUCGCCGCCAACCCCGUUCUGCCCCUCCGAUUGCUCUCAAGCUGGUCGAAAGCGGCAGCGUACAGUGUUUUCGCCUUUAACGCAUACGUGUUUAUCGGUAUCACGUACUACCUGCCGCUUUAUUCCCAAGCCGUCUUGGGCGCGAAUGCGUUAACGUCGGGGUUGUAUAUGCUACCGCUGAUCGUCUCUUGCUCGUUGUCUGCAGCGUUCGCUGGGGUGUUUAUUCAGCGGACCGGACGGUACCGUGUGCUCAUGUACGCGGCGCAGGUCCUGCUGAUCCUCGGUACGGGUUUACUCAUCAACCUUGAGUUUGAAAAGAACCUGGCGAAGCUGUUCACGUUCCAAAUACUCACUGGCGUCGGCGUGGGUUUAAACAUUGAGGCGCCAGUGCUGGCUGCUCAGGCUGCCACUACGGUGCGUGAUACCGCUGCUGUGGUGGCUACCAUGGGCUUCCUCAGGUCUGUUGCGACGGCCAUCUCUGUCGUUGUGGGUGGAGUUGUCUUUCAGAACCAGAUGAAGGCUGAGAACCAGGGUUUGGCGGAUAUUAUUGGUGGCGAGCUGGCCGAUCAGUUUGAUGGAGAGAAUGCGUCGGCUCAUGUUGAGGAUAUUGGUCUGCUUUCGGCUGAUCAGCAGGUUCCUGUGCGUCAAGCUUACUUCAGAGCGCUCAAGACAGUUUGGAUCAUGUAUGUCGCAUUUUCGGGCCUAGCGUUGUUACUGAACCUCUUCGUAUCAGAGCACCAUCUGAGUGAUGAGAGAAAGGCAGCUGUUCUCGGCGUCGAUCGAGGAAACCCCGGCUUGUUAGAUCAGCCGGCCCAAAGAGAGGAGAUACCGCUCGAGACAACUGGCAGACAGCAAGACAAUGUUCAUCAGCUCAGGAACCGAGCCGCAUGA
This is a messenger RNA of Colletotrichum fioriniae, 1770 nucleotides long. Lineage: Eukaryota; Fungi; Ascomycota; Sordariomycetes; Glomerellales; Glomerellaceae. The record is from RefSeq and is a predicted model, not a curated record.